AUGACUUCGUCAUCAUAUAGGUUUUCAUUCAAGAUCUUUAAUGGAUUUACCCCCUACAUAUCUGAAGAUGCUGCUCAAAAACUAAAGACAUACAAAUAUGCCGGUGGUGAUAGUGGUAUAGCAUACAGAUGCUUUUACAAUCCUUUGGCACUUAAGUUAGUGGACUACCUUCCAGACACUGUUGCGCCUAAUCUGAUUACUUUAAUUGGAUUCAUGUUCAAUGUUAUCCCUUUUAUCGUUUUAUUCAGUGCCUAUGGAACUGAUUUCUCUGGAAAGAUCCCCAUCUGGUUCCAUAUAGCUAUCGCAAUUUCCUAUCUGAUCUAUAGGAUACUAGAUGAGAUGGAUGGUAAGCAAGCUAGAAAAACAGGUAAUUCUUCUCCUCUGGGUCUCCUAUUUGAUCAUGGAUGCGACUCAAUAACCGCAACUCUUUUCACUGCUACGAUCCUUAAAUGCCUUCAAAAUGGGAACAAUAUUUUGAUAUUGCUAGGAGUCGGUGCAGUAGGUCAAUCUUUUUAUUUCUGCACCCUCGAAGAGUACUACAUUGGUGGCCUUUAUCUCGGUGUAGGAAAUGGAGUAACAGACGGUUCAGUGCUGUUGAUUGCUCUCUUUCUCCUUCAAGCUUUUACAGAUAGUGCAUUUUUUGAGAAAACAGUUUCUUUCAACAUGAAUGAUCAGGAAAUCACAAUGAAAUAUAUUCAUAUCCUUGCCUGGAUGACCUUAGGUAGUCAAGUUUUGGCAUCCCUCUAUAAAAAAAAGAAGAAGCAAGAAGGUGAGGAGGAUCAUGGUGAGGAAGUGGUUUAUACAGAACUUAUAUAAUAGAUAAUUGCAUUCUAUUUACUAUGGGGGCUUGUUCUCUAUGCCUCAAUAUGCUAGGAGAAUCCAAUUAUCGAUAAUUAUCCCUUGAUACCUGUCCUAUUAUUCACAAUCGUCUACUCUCAUAAUACAAUCCACAUUCAAGUAUCCCAUGUGAGCAAGAAAAAUAUCAAUUAGUACGUCUUUUUCUUGGUAAUCUUAGGAAUCUCAUUCCUCGCUCAAUGGCAUUAUAUUAUUUGUGUCAUCGAUGAAAUGACAAGGAUUCUUGGAAUCAAAUCACUAUUGAGAGAGGAAGAGCCACUAUUAAGACAGUAAAAGGACCAAAAGGCAGAGAAAGCCGAAAAGAAAAAGAAUAAAAAGAAGAAGAGCAACAAAUCUCUCAAGAAGUCCCCAAGUGGAAAUACAAUCGACUCAAACAGCAACUCCAAAUGA
Molecule: messenger RNA, 1245 nt
Organism: Stylonychia lemnae
Lineage: Eukaryota; Ciliophora; Spirotrichea; Sporadotrichida; Oxytrichidae
Source: the annotation of a GenBank genome assembly